AUGCAGACGGAGGCGCGCGUGGGCGUCGUCGUCGUCGACGGCGGCGGCAGCCGCGCAGGCGCAGCCGUGGGCCGCUGCCAGGAGCAGUGCCACAUCGGCACGGCGGCGCACCUCGCCGCCGGAGGGUUCGCGGGCGCCGUCAGCAAGACGUGCACCGCGCCCCUCGCGCGGCUCACCAUCCUCUUCCAGGUUGCUGGUAUGCAUUCAGAUGUUGCGACUAUAAGGAAGUAUAGCAUAUGGCGUGAGGCUUCACGAAUUUUUCGAGAAGAAGGGUUUGGAGCCUUUUGGAAAGGAAAUCUAGUGACAAUUGUACACCGCUUACCUUAUUCUGCCAUCAGCUUCUAUUCAUACGAGCGCUACAAAAAUCUUCUCCAAACGGUUCCUGGCUUGGAUAGAGACUCAAAUAGUGUUGGUGUUGUACGUUCGCUUGGUGGUGGUUUGGCGGGAAUAACUGCUGCAUCUUUAACUUACCCGUUGGAUGUUGUCCGUACUCGUUUGGCGACACAGAAAACAACUCGGUAUUACAAGGGCAUCUUCCAUGCGGUGUCUACAAUUUGUAGAGAUGAGGGUGUCAAAGGAUUGUACAAAGGCCUUGGGGCCACAUUGUUGGGAGUUGGACCUAGCAUAGCAAUCAGCUUUUCUGUCUAUGAAUCACUGAGGUCUCAUUGGCAAAUGGAAAGGCCCCAUGAUUCAACUGCAGUUGUUAGCUUGUUUUCUGGGAGUCUAUCUGGUAUUGCAUCAUCGACAGCCACAUUUCCCCUUGAUCUUGUAAAACGGCAGAUGCAACUUCAAGGAGCAGCUGGGACAGCGUCUGUCCAGAAAUCAACCAUAACUGGAACUAUCCGUGAUAUCUUGCAGAGGGAAGGUCUGCGUGGCUUCUACAGAGGUAUUGCACCUGAGUACCUCAAGGUUGUUCCUAGUGUUGGAAUUGCCUUCAUGACAUAUGAGACAUUGAAGAGCUUGCUCUCCAGCAUUGAUACGGAUGAUGAGAGCUGA
Messenger RNA from Miscanthus lutarioriparius, 996 nucleotides. NCBI's taxonomy places the organism in Eukaryota, Viridiplantae, Streptophyta, Magnoliopsida, Poales, Poaceae. The record is from the annotation of a GenBank genome assembly.